ACUUAGCUUGGCUGGAGCCGCAGGACUGGUUGCAGAAGGAUUGAGAGAGUAGAGGAGUGAGUGGCAGUUAGUCGUGCGGGGCUGUCAUGAGCGCUUUCGCAUUGCUUUGGCUCUGAGCAAAGAUGGCACUCGCCCUGCGCAGGAGACGCUAAGUCGCAGAAGUUGAUGCAUUGUAUCCGCUGAUAAGUACUGGGAGUUUGGUUUCUUGCGGUAUAGUGUGAGGAUAAAGAUCCCCGUCUCAUUGGAGCGCCCUUGUACAUCACUUGCAGCCUGGCUGCCGCUCUAGCUUGUGCCUCGCUCGUUCCCAGAGGAUGAAGCCGAUCCCCGCCGCCCCUGAGCCCCUGGGGCAACACCAGGACAGCCCCCGCCGUAAGGACAAGGGAGAGGCGGAAUCGGAACGGCAGAGGACCCGGGAGCGCCUGGAGGCUACGUUGGCCGGACUCGCGGAGCUGGGGCAUCUGAGACACCGGCAGGAGGUGCUGAUAAAGAGCGUGCUGAGCCCCGGGACACGGACACACGGAGACGCUGCGGCACGGACGGGCGACAACCCGCGCAGCCUGGAGGAGAAGUUCCUGGAGGACAAUAUCUUGCUGCUAAAGAAACAGUUGAACUGCCUUAGAAAGCGAGAUGCUGGUUUGCUGAGCCAGCUGCAUGAGUUGGACAAGCAAAUAAACGAUCUUAGAAUUGACGUUGAAAAGACAGAAGAGCAUCUGGAGACAGACAGCCGACCCAGUUCAGGAUUUUAUGAGCUGAGUGAUGGGACUUCAGGAUCCCUCUCCAAUUCCUCCAACUCAGUGUUCAGCGAAUGUUUAUCCAGCUGCCACUCCAGCACCUGCUUUUGCAACCCCUUGGAAACAUCAUUAAACCUCACAGAUGGUCAAGCAAAGUCUGCAGACGACUUUCUUGAAUGGCUGGACUACAGAGAAAGUCAACAUGAAACUGGCACAGUUCGCCGCUCCUUUUCUGCACCACAUUCCAACUCUGUCGACAUUGGGGCAGAUGUGCACCCCAAAUAUCAGUGUGACCUGGUAUCUAAAAAUGGUAAUGAUAUCUAUCGUUACCCCAGCCCACUUCAUGCAGUAGCUGUGCAGAGUCCUAUGUUUCUGCUUUCUGUCAUGGGCAACAUAAAGGCAGAGGAACCAGAGGAGGGGAUUGACCACAAUGAUAACGAUGACUGUAUAGUGCCUGAACUAGACCACUUAAAAGACGAGGACUCUUUUCUCCAUCAGAGCAGCCUGUGUUCUUUACCACUUUCUUCCGCGAAAAAAAUGGAUGGUUACAUUUUAAGCAUCAUACAGAAAAAAGCACAUCCUGUAAGGACUAACAAACCAAGGACUAGUGUCAAUGCUGACCCAGGCAAAGGGAUUUUACGACAUGGGAGUAUGUGUGUCAAACAGACUGGUGGGGUUUCUCAAAGCAACGCAGUUAACCUGAAAAAUUCUAAACAAACAUGUUUACAUUCCACCGGAAUGAUCGCUGUGGAUAAUAGCACUUAUCCUUCUCUAAAACAGUGCUCAAAGGAGUCUCUAAGUGAACAGCUGGAAAGUAAAAGGAUGCCAUCCAUCUCCACAUAUCCUUCUUGUAAUGUCAAUGAACUUCAAAGCCAAAACAAUUCACGAAAUACUGUGAAGUCUGUGUGUCAGGGACUGGCAAGGGGCUCGGUAGCAAUGACCUCAAAUGUUCAAAAGGAAAAUGUUACACCCAAUGCACUGGCUAAUCUCUCUAAUACAUCAAGUUCUGUCUGUAAUGUAACUCCUGGAGAAAGCAUGCAGAACAGUCCACUUCUUCCACAAGAGAUUAAAGUUGUGCCACCAGUGAAAAGAGUUUCCCCCCAAAACACACUCCUUUCUUAUCAUGCAUCUUCGUCUUUUGAUGAAAGACCACCAUUGGACUUUAAGAGCGAGGGGUCAUCAUCUCAGAGUUUGGAUGAAGGGCUUCUGGUCAACGCUCAUUAUAUACCAGCCCAGCAACAGGGUGUUAAACUUCAUAAGCAUACCAAAUACGUGAAGAUCGUGAAAAGCUCCACUUUAAAACAUAGAGCGAAUGUUCAAUAUGUGGCAGAAAAUGGAUCCCAGACGCUGAAAGAAAAGAGCAAGGUUGUGGGAAAGAAGUGCAGGUUCCCAGAUGACUUGGAUACAAACAAAAAAGUGAAGAAAUCCACUCUGCGGGUUAAAAAAACUGCUCACCCUCAUUUCGAACCUGCAGUAGUUGGAAGAAAUCCGGUUGCAGUCAGAUCUGGAAGCAAAUCUCAUGGACACUCAAAAGAUGUGGUCUUGGCCAAACCUAAACAUAAGAGGGGCGAUUAUCGAAGAUGGAAGUCUUCAGCCGAGAUUUCUUAUGAAGAAGCAUUAAGGCGGGCACGUAGGCGAGCCCAGGGAGAAAUGGUGGGUGUUUAUGCCCAAGUGCCAUUUCCUUACUCCAGCCCAUAUGCUUAUAUCGCUAGUGACUCUGAAUACUCUGCAGAGUGUGAGUCUCUGUUUCACUCCACGGUGGUAGACACAAGUGAGGAUGAACAAAGCAAUUACACAACAAACUGCUUUGGGGACAGUGAAUCCAGUCUGAGUGAGGUUGAAUUUGUUGGUGAAAGCACAACGUCAAGUGAUACUGAUGAAAGUGGAGGACUCAUAUGGUCCCAGUUUGUACAAACGCUUCCCAUGCAGGCCACUGCGACUGCUGAACUACAAACCACCGCAAAAGCCUUUGUCAAAAUCAAGGCAUCGCACAACCUAAAGAAGAAAAUCCUUCGCUUCAGAUCUGGGUCUUUAAAGUUGAUGACAACGGUUUGAGCACCACCUAGUCAAUGUGUUCAGCUCAGACUCCAGUUUUAUUUGUAUAUAAUUUGUUACUUGUGCAAAUAUUUAAAGUCUAUGGUAAAUUAAAUUGACUCUAUGGAAUAUUCUGGUGGACUGUCAAUGCCGAUGACUGGUGUAAAUCUACGUAAUUUAUCCUUCUGCUUACAUUGUGCUCUUAAAGUGUCCACUGUUGAUGUACUCUGGCAAUCUGCAGAUGUCCAGUUAGAACCAUCCAGAAUAGACCACCCAAGACCAGGGCAAAUAGCAGUUCUAGUAUGCUUGGUAAACAUUCCAUUGGCUUUUCAUUUGGAAAAUGGAGUGAACUUUUUUUUUUUCAUUUUUUAUAAAGCAUGCCAGAACUGAAGUGGUUUAGAUCUAGUAGUGGUCCAUCCUGAGCUUUUCCAAACUGUGUCUUUUCCAAUUAGCGUAUUAAAUGCCAGUCUCUUUCUUCAAACAUAUGCAUGCUCUGUGCAUGAAUCUCAUUGGUUACCAUAUGCCUUUCACUAUUGGAGUUCAUGUAUACUUUAAUCACAUGUAUUUUAUAUAUUUUGUAAAUUAUAUAGCACAUUUUACAUGGAAAUAAAUUGUCUGCUUUAACGCUGUUUAAAUUUAUUAAAUUGAAACAAAAUGA
Messenger RNA from Xenopus laevis (African clawed frog), 3423 nucleotides. RefSeq names its product dishevelled-binding antagonist of beta-catenin 1 L homeolog (gene dact1.L). Lineage: Eukaryota; Metazoa; Chordata; Amphibia; Anura; Pipidae. The record is from RefSeq and is a predicted model, not a curated record. Gene Ontology annotation, cellular component: cytoplasm; nucleus. Gene Ontology annotation, biological process: negative regulation of JNK cascade; negative regulation of canonical Wnt signaling pathway; regulation of Wnt signaling pathway, planar cell polarity pathway. The transcript has 4 exons. The coding region runs from base 312 to 2786 and encodes 824 amino acids.